GAAAGCCAGAAUGAUAAAUAUAAGUUUGAAUUCAAAAAUUUCUUCGUUGGAAUACCAGAUCGAAGAUUUGGAAAAGAAACACGAAGAACGUGUGCUGCAAGAACAUAUUAAAACCAAGGAAAUAAUUGAGAAACUCAAGUGUGAACAGCAAUCGUUAUUGACGGAUGCUGAUAGAAGGAUAUUCUACUAUAAACAAAAGAAUGCCGAGCAUCAAAAGGAACUUAGCAUGCAGAAAAUGAUCAUCGAAAAGAUGAAAGAAGAUCGAGAAAAAAUAUUAAAAGAAGUGCAAGAACUCAACAUUAUGUUGUACUCUACAUGUACUAACGCCCGAAAAAAUGAGGAACAGCUUGAAAGGUAAACAUCAUUGUUAUCAUG
Messenger RNA from Harmonia axyridis, 375 nucleotides. RefSeq lists its product as uncharacterized. Lineage: Eukaryota; Metazoa; Arthropoda; Insecta; Coleoptera; Coccinellidae. The coding region runs from base 11 to 358 and encodes 115 amino acids. The record is from RefSeq and is a predicted model, not a curated record. The transcript is spliced from 2 exons.